UUGUUUUUGGCUGGGACAAAGGAUUUCAACGACACUUUCUCUCCACCUUUAAAAAUGGUUCAGAAUUACAAGCAGACGUCUGGUGCCUGUUCCCCAACCAACACCGAGGAACUUCUCACACCAGCACAUGAGGAAAACGUGCGAUUCAUUCAUUACACUUGGCAGCGUGUCAUGAGAGAAAUGCAGACUUGCCAGGGAAGUGAAAACAAUAACCAGGGACCUCAGAAGUACGUGGAGAGGACACCAAAUCCCGCACUAAGCUCUUUUAUACCAGUCGACUUGAACGAUGUGAAAAGAAAAAACACACAAGACUCCAAAAAGUCUUUAUGAAACAGUUGGAUUUACAUCAUAGAUCUCAUGCCUGGUGCACUGAUGACAUUUGGGCCUUUAUUUGCUGAUUCCCCUUUUUUUUUCUUUUUAAAUAUCAGUGUUGUUCACUGAUAACUUUGUCCUGCUGGGGACAAAGUGCUGCUUUAAAAAUGUUUUUAGAAUUUUCCGUUGAUUUUCAUAUAGAGUGCUGCAGUGAUGAUGUGUUCUUGUAGGUGACAAAAGUCUGGAUUUAUUUAUUUAGUUUUUGAAUUAUCGCAGAAAACAAGCUAUGUGAACAAUAAAAGGAUAUUAUUAUAGGUUUCGCUUAUAAUGAUAAUUUUCAAAAAUUAGCGCAGCAUAGAUGUAGAUUUUCUGUUACUUUGUGAUGUUUAAUUACCCCAAAAUCAUCUAUCAAUCAUCUAUCUAUUAGCUGUUUUGUUGGAUCAUUACUUUUCUCAAGACAAAUAGAUAAAAAAAAAAAACAUGGGGGUGUAACUGAUGUAUUUUAUGUUGUAGAAAAAAAGCUUGUUCCUGUGUUACCUUUAUUUCAGGCAUUAGCCAAAACCCCAUUCGGGAUCACGGGAGUGGGAUUUGGCCUAAAAUAUGCCAUCCCUACAGCACUCUAUUUAUGCUAAUGUAAACUAGCAUUCAUGUCAAAAAGCAUGUUUUUUUUUAAAUAUGAUUUUUAAGUCAAACCAACAAAAUCACUUAACUAAAAACAUUUUUUAUAUAUUUUUCAGUACGGUUAUUCCAUGUUGCAAGAAAACAGAAAAGACUGGAGUAAGAUUUGUUGACAGGUAACCCACUGAACCUUGUCUAGACUUGUUUCUGAAUGUAAAUAAAUUCAAGGAAGGGCCAAUGAUAUCUAGCUUUCUGUAAUUAAGGGUAGCAUUUAUGGAACUGUAUAUUUAAAUUUAUGCUUGUAUGUUAAUAAUUUAAUUUUUUAGUUUAUCUGGGCUAACAAUUUGAAUUUGACAUAUUUAUGAUUUGCAAACAAUGAAAGACCUUAAUUACUCAAUUUGGUAGUUAUAUUUAUUUUUAAAUGGUGGUUAUAAGGCAAUUUAAGUAAGGUUCGACUGUCCUGUAACUUCUGGUACAUUCUCUGGUAUAUAAAAUAUUAAUUUCAUGUACCACCUUUCCUCCCAAAAACAAAUGUAUUGUUUCUGAAAACAUUGGUUCUUAUAUUUAAAAAAAUAUAGACACAUGCACAUAAACUUUUUUUUUUAGUAGAAAUAAUAUUUCUCUCUAUUUGAAUUCUACUUUUUAUUAUUUUGCCUGGUUCCUGUAAAACGCUUUGAAAUUCACUGUCCACAAAUUUUCCUUGUUUCACAAAUAUUAAAAAAUCACUAAAUAUCAUAUUUGGUUUACAGAUGUCUGCAAGAAAGAUAUAGCACAAAGAUUUACACAGUGAUAAUUCAAUAAUACAUUGAACUCUUGUAUGUUAAUGCUUUCACUUGGAAAUCCUGGGCGAGGGUGUGCCAAUGUCACUGUUUUGAGUGUCAUAUUUCAUUAUAUAUAGGCUCUAUUUCAGUUUCUCUAAAUGUUCAAUAUCAUGCUUCUGCUGCAUUAGUUUCUCAACACCUUUACCACUUGUACUGGUAACUGGUAACCAAUCCAUCUCUUUUCAACCAUUGCAUAAACCACAUAAUACAUUUUUAUCAUGUGGUUUGUAGUUUAUAAUUAUUUUUAAUAAUUUAGUAAUACAUUCCACUGUGGUGCCUUCAUUGCUAAUUAUUUUUAAAUACCAGGAAUUUAAUCAAGAAUGACCAUAUGGCUUACAGACAAUCAGGGCAAAUGAAUUCAUUCUCAAUAAUUGUGGACAAACAUGCAUGUUACAUUUUAAAAAUUAACUCCCAAGUUAGCUAAGAAUGGUUGACUAUUUAUUAUGCCAAAAUAAUGAAUUAAUGGACAAAAAGAGUGCUGAUUCAAUUUUAAAAUACUUCAAAUUGUGGGAAUUUCAUGUUAAGAUAUGCACAAAUGCAUACCAUUGUAUCCUGUGACAUUCUGUAUGGUGUUCAUAAUUUAAAAUGACUGCAAAACACAGUUAUUUUAUCAGUGAUGCCAGCUUCUUUGUACAAAACGUGUUUUUAAAAACAUUUUCAUUUUGUGGGAUGUUUAAUUACAAAAUUCUACAUUUGUAGGAUGUAAAAUAUACCACUGUACAAUAAACAAGCAAAAGAAUCAA
Puntigrus tetrazona (Sumatra barb) is the source of this 2494-nucleotide messenger RNA. RefSeq names its product mapk-regulated corepressor-interacting protein 1-like. The record is from RefSeq and is a predicted model, not a curated record. The annotation marks the transcript as partial. The transcript has 4 exons. Lineage: Eukaryota; Metazoa; Chordata; Actinopteri; Cypriniformes; Cyprinidae.